UAGAAAGGGUUCGGUCUUCACCAACCACGAGUGGGGGGUGUGUAAAUUACCCUGAACCGGGAAUCUUUUUGGGUAAUUUCGAUUAUGGUUGUCGGGGGAGGGAGUGCGCACUGACAGCAAAAAGAGAAGCUCCAACAACUUGGAAAAUAUAAAAGAGAGGAGAGAUCCGAAAACAGGGAAUCAAAGAGGAAGCCGUCACCAUUCACGAACAAAGGUUUCGAUAGCUAAACAUCUUAUUUAUCUCUGAAGGACAGCAGUCAUUUUGAUGGAAGGCUUGGCGACUUCACGAAUCAUCUCGAUUCAAGCUUCUCGUAGACAGCAUUACUCUGCUUUUCUCCCUACAUUUUCCUUGAAGUUACAAAAAAUCUCGAAUGGAGGUCAAGUUUGGAUGAUGAAACGUCCUAAGUCGUUCAAGUCGAUUGCUGCUUCAGUUCAACCAUUAGAAGCCUCAACUACUGGCCACUUUGAUAAUAAGCAGCCUUCAAAAGUGGUACUUGAGCUGUGGAGAAGUGCUGAUGCAGUGUGCUUUGAUGUGGAUAGCACUGUGUGCACAGAUGAGGGCAUAGAUGAACUUGCAGAAUUUUGUGGGGCUGGAAAGGCUGUUGCAGAAUGGACUGCAAGAGCGAUGGGUGGUUCCGUUCCUUUUGAGGAGGCCUUGGCUGCCAGAUUGUCUUUGUUCAAACCUUCCCUGGCUCAAGUCCAGGAUUUUCUUGAGAAAAGACCACCAAGGAUUUCUCCUGGCAUGGAAGAAUUAGUCAAGAAGCUGAAGGCUACAAAUACCAAUGUUUAUCUAAUCUCUGGGGGCUUCCACCAAAUGAUCAAUCCUGUUGCAUCAAUCCUUGGAAUUCCACAAGAAAACAUUUUUGCCAAUAACCUGCUCUUUGGAAGUUCUGGAGAGUUUCUCGGUUUUGAUGCUAAUGAGCCUACUUCAAGGAGUGGAGGAAAAGCCGCUGCUGUUCAACAAAUAAGAAAGGCUCAGGGAUAUAAGGUCUUAGUCAUGAUUGGUGAUGGUGCUACUGAUCUUGAGGCCCGUAAACCAGGAGGUGCUGACUUGUUUAUUUGCUAUGCUGGUGUUCAACUUCGGGAGGCUGUUGCGGUGAAAGCUAAUUGGUUGAUCUUCAACUUCAGAGAUCUUAUAAAUGCCUUGGAGUAGCUUGUUUACUUUCCGAUUUUUAUGCCUUUUUCUUUUCUGUUACAAGUUUUGUGCACAUGUGUUUUAUGCAUGCAUUCUUCAUAAUUUUUUGCUAUAGGUUUAAGUGUAUAAAACUCAGAAAAUGAAUAACGAGGGGUUGUUUCAUGUUCUUUCCGCAUUGUAAAUGCCGAUGCUUUACAUCUUCAUACUCA
Theobroma cacao (cacao) is the source of this 1344-nucleotide messenger RNA. RefSeq names its product 3-phosphoserine phosphatase (gene PSP). Gene Ontology annotation, molecular function: L-phosphoserine phosphatase activity; magnesium ion binding. NCBI's taxonomy places the organism in Eukaryota, Viridiplantae, Streptophyta, Magnoliopsida, Malvales, Malvaceae. Gene Ontology annotation, biological process: L-serine biosynthetic process; dephosphorylation. Gene Ontology annotation, cellular component: cytoplasm; chloroplast. The record is from RefSeq and is a predicted model, not a curated record.